Molecule: messenger RNA, 1554 nt
Organism: Fusarium poae
Lineage: Eukaryota; Fungi; Ascomycota; Sordariomycetes; Hypocreales; Nectriaceae
Exons: 3
Coding region: 1-1554 (517 amino acids)
Biological process (GO): amino acid transmembrane transport
Cellular component (GO): membrane
Molecular function (GO): L-amino acid transmembrane transporter activity
Source: RefSeq, a predicted model, not a curated record
AUGCCUCCAGACCAAUCUGAGGAUGUCGCUGUUCAACAACCUCUCCUCUCGGAUCGUGACGAGAAUGUCUCAACCGACGCGUCGCGAGAUACUCAGACCCGAGGAACCUUUACUCGUAACCUCGGCGCUGCUGAAGCCUUUGGUAUCGUCGUAAGCAUUGUCAUCGGAAGUGGUGUUUUCACGUCUCCUGGCUCAAUCGACACAAAUGUUCCAUCACCCGGUAUCGCUCUGGCGAUUUGGCUCAUCGGAGGUAUCUUGGCUUGGACUGGAGCCACCACGUUUGCUGAGCUCGGUACCGCUAUCCCAGGUGAAGGCGGAGUCCAGCCAUAUCUUCAACAUAUCUACGGUGAGAUAUGGGGCUUCCUAGCAGCCUGGACAUGGAUCGUCGCCGUCAUGCCCGCGACUCUCGCAAUUCUCAGUAUCGUCUUUGUCGAGAGCGCUUACUCAGCUGCAGGCGUCAUUAACGAAGACGACCGACUAGAGCAUAAGCUUCUUUCUAUCCUUGUGCUAGUUGUUAUGAGCGUUGCAAACUCCAUCAGCACAAAAGCCAGCACGCGUCUCAAUGGCUUUUUUGUUGUCCUCAAAUUUCUAAGUAUCAUUGUUGUGGUAGUCGCUGCUCUUGCUGUAGUAGGCGUUCACGUUGCGCAUCCCAGUAAGGAAGUUGGUGGAGGUGAUUGGUACAAGAAAUCGUGGUUCAAGUAUCGUGACACAUACAAUCCUAAUGGACCGGACACGGAUUGGGGUAAGCUUAGCCAGUGGGAGAUCUUUGGCCAUUACUCUGCGGCCUUGUAUGCAGCUUUGUGGGCGUACUCAGGUUGGGACAAGGCUAUUUAUGUAUCUGCUGAGCUCUCGCAACCCGCCAAGCAACUUCCUCUUGCUAUCAAUACUUCCAUUCCAACAGCCAUUAUCUGCUUCCUGGCUGCCAACGCUGGUUACUACGUUCUUCUGCCAUGGAACGUCGUCAGCACGACAGAUAGCGUAGCAGUGACGGCCAUAACACGACUUUUGGGCCAAGGCUUUGGUAUUGUUACCGCCAUUCUCAUUUGUUUAGUCGUUGCAGGCUCUCUGCUUGGCAACUCCUUCGUCGCGAGUCGAAUGUGCGUUGCUGCAGCGAGAAAGGACUGGAUACCGAGUCUUUUCACCAUCGUUGGAAGGGUCGGCCUAAAACCCGCCGAAGCAGAAACUGCUGCAUCUGAUGAGCCAGCCAAAGAUUCGGGUGAUGCGCCGAUCAACGCCGUUAUCCUUUCAGUUAUUCUUGCCAGCUUCUACAUCCUCUUUGGCAGUUUUAGAGCACUCUUGACUCUCAAUGGUCUUGGUGAAUACUCUUUCUUCUUCCUCACCGUUCUCGGAGCAAUUAUUCUCCGUUAUCGCGAGCCUGACCUGGAGCGUCCAUACAAGACCUUUUCCAUCAACCCUAUUGUCUUUGUCAUUGUUAGCGGAUUCGUCGUUGUUAGAGGCGCUAUCUUUGCGCCAGUGCAGGCCCUAGUUAUUAUUGCCAUCUGGGUCUUGGGUCUGGUUUUCUACAAGGCUCGUCAGUAUUGGGUUUCAAGGUAG